This is a messenger RNA of Glycine soja, 941 nucleotides long. RefSeq names its product agamous-like MADS-box protein AGL80. Gene Ontology annotation, molecular function: DNA-binding transcription factor activity, RNA polymerase II-specific; RNA polymerase II cis-regulatory region sequence-specific DNA binding; protein dimerization activity. Gene Ontology annotation, biological process: positive regulation of transcription by RNA polymerase II. The coding region runs from base 172 to 741 and encodes 189 amino acids. The transcript has 2 exons. NCBI's taxonomy places the organism in Eukaryota, Viridiplantae, Streptophyta, Magnoliopsida, Fabales, Fabaceae. The record is from RefSeq and is a predicted model, not a curated record.
AGAUUUUCUAAUGAAUGCAGCUAGCAAAGCUUUCCCUAAAUUGAACAUAGUUGCUUCUUAAAUUUGUUUAUAUAAACAACACAACAACGAAUGUGAGAAGGGCACAUCAAAUUAAACACAUUUUCAGAAUCGAUUUCUUGCUUCUUUUUUUUCUCCUUUCUGAUCACUACCAUGGCUAGAAAGAAGUUGAAUCUUACAUACAUACCCAAUGACUCAAAGAGGAAGACAACAUUGAAGAAAAGAAAGAAUGGUUUGAUGAAGAAGAUGAAUGAAAUUAGCACUCUUUGUGGGAUUGAAACAUGUGCUAUAAUCUAUAGUCCAAAUGAUCCUCAGCCAGAGGUUUGGCCAUCUGACUCUGGAGUCCAAAGGGUGCUUUCAAGGUUCAUGGAAAUGCCUGAAGUGAGACAAAGCAGAAAGAUGUUGAAUCAGGAGAGCUUUUUGAGGCAAAUGAUCACCAAAGGCCAACAGCAGUUGACAAGACAAAGGAAUGAAAACAGGAAGAAAGAGAUGACCAAUCUUAUGCUUCAAUACCUGACCGCUGGAAAGGUUGUUGGCAAUCCUAGCUUGGUGGAUUUGAAUGAUCUCUCAUGGUUGAUUGAUCAGAACCUCAAUGAAAUAGAAAAGAAGAUCACCAUGCUCCAAAUCCAAGAAGUGGUGAUACCAGUGAUUGAAAAUGAAGGACACAUGAAUCAUGUUCAAGGGCUGGAGAGCAACAUGGACACCAAGAAAAAGCAACAUUGAUCCAUGGAAUUUAUCAAUGGUGCCAUUGGGGAUGGGAUGUUAUGUCUCCUUAAAAAAAUUAUGUUCUUUUAAGUGUUUCAGUUGUCUUUCCCAUUUAAUUCAGCAAUGCUUAGUUUUAUUGUCUUUCUUUGAAAGUGUCAAUGAAUACAAUAUCCGUAUGUCAUAGUUUGCAAAAUAGUCAAAACUUCUGGUCACAGCAA